Messenger RNA from Pseudozyma flocculosa PF-1, 903 nucleotides. RefSeq lists its product as uncharacterized. NCBI's taxonomy places the organism in Eukaryota, Fungi, Basidiomycota, Ustilaginomycetes, Ustilaginales, Ustilaginaceae. The record is from RefSeq and is a predicted model, not a curated record. The coding region runs from base 1 to 903 and encodes 300 amino acids. The transcript is spliced from 3 exons.
AUGCGCAUCGACGAGUUCGAGGUCUGCGUCAACGUCUACAACGACGACGGCAGCACAGACCGCCUGGAGGAGUACAACGUCAGGCACGAUGGAGGGUCUCGCGCCUCGGCCCACAUCUGCUCGACAGAUGGCGCUGUGUUUGGCUUCAAAGUCGACCGGGAUCCAAGUCCGAAGCCACGGGAAGUGCUCAUCAGGUUGCUCUUCGACGGUGAAGAGGCCAAUUGGAUGUUUUUCUACACCGCCAAGCGGGCGAAGGAGGUCGAGAUUGUCGAUUUCCAUGUUACCAAGAGCCAGGCUAAUCGUCCUCGGGUCGGGGAUGUCCAGGCAGCCUCGCCCCUGUCGGAUACGGUCCCCAGCUACAAGGAGCUUCAGUCCGAGCCGAUCGCCACGUUCACCUACAACUACGCCUCUCGGGACGUUCUCGAAGCGUGCGGCAUCAUCCAGGUCGACGGAGCGACCGAGGCCGGCGAUACCAGCACGGGAGAUGCUGACGAAGAACACGCCCUUCGCACGGAGAACGAUGAGCUCAAGCGCCGCCUUGGCCGUCUGGAGAAACAGGUCAACCUGCUCAAGCGGAAGAGGCCGGACAGCCGCGACGAUGGCGCCGACGUCAUCGAUCUGACCCAGGACGACGGCGACGACGACGACAACGGCGACAACGGCGACAACGGCGACGGUCGCGACGGUCGCGACGGUGCCGAACAGCAAGGAGCUGUACCCGCUGGCGUCGAUCGCCAAGGACCGGAGGGCGAGCGCAGCGAAGAAGCGAGCGGAAGCAAGGAGGACGAGCGCAGCGAAGAAGCAAGUGGCAGCAAGGAGGGUGGUGUUGACCAGCAGAAGGCUCAGAGUAGCGAACACGCCGAGGAGGAGCCUGCAGCCGAGCAGCGACCUGCGGCCGAGUAG